Messenger RNA from Mesocricetus auratus (golden hamster), 1059 nucleotides. It is a transcript of the gene Phospho2, whose product is annotated as phosphatase, orphan 2. The record is from RefSeq and is a predicted model, not a curated record. Bases 323 to 1048 code for a protein of 241 amino acids. The transcript is spliced from 3 exons. Lineage: Eukaryota; Metazoa; Chordata; Mammalia; Rodentia; Cricetidae. Gene Ontology annotation, molecular function: phosphatase activity.
GGAAGUGCGCCUGCGCGGUGCAGCGGCGGGCCGGGCGCCGCGCUCGCGAUCCGGCGUUUACGUCAGGCUUGAGGACCAACCGGCGGACGCUAGAACGGAUGCUGGCUGCCGGCUGCGACCCGGGCCUGGGUCAAUGAGGAUCCCUCUGUCCUGCCAGGCCGGUGUCCCCUUCCCCACCCGCUCCGCUAGUGUGGAGCCGGCCGGUGUGCGAGUCGAGGCCUAGGCCCGGUGCGAGCCCCCACACUGCUCCUCGCGGGCGGAGGUUUUCUAUCAGAUGUUCCACUGUAAUAAUGCUGGGUAACCCAAAUCUAUUUCUGGAACCAUGAAAGUUUUGUUGGUAUUUGACUUCGACAAUACAAUCAUCGAUGACAAUAGUGACACCUGGAUUAUACAGUGUGCUCCAAACAAAAAGCUUCCUGUGGAACUACAAGAUUCUUACCAAAAGGGGUUUUGGACAGAAUUUAUGGGCAGAGUCUUUAAGUAUUUGGGAGACAAAGGGGUAAAAGAAGAUGAGAUGAGAAGAACAGUGACAUCAAUGCCUUUCACUUCGGGGAUGGUAGAGCUUUUCAACUUUCUAAGAAUGAAUAAGGAUAAAUUUGAUUGCAUCAUUAUUUCAGAUUCAAAUUCAGUCUUCAUACAUUGGGUUUUAGAAGCUGCUGAUUUCCAUGAUGUCUUUGAUAACGUGUUUACAAAUCCAGCAGCUUUUGAUAACAAUGGUCGUCUCACAGUGAAAAAUUGCCAUGCUCAUUCUUGUAAUAGGUGCCCAAAGAAUCUUUGCAAAAAUGCAGUUUUGCUAGAAUUUGUAGAUAAACAGUUACAAAAGGGAGUGAGAUAUGCACGGAUUGUUUAUAUAGGCGAUGGUGGAAAUGAUGUCUGCCCAGUAACCUUCUUAAGAAAAAAUGAUGUUGCCAUGCCUCGGAAAGGAUAUGCUUUACAUAGAACUCUUGCCAGAAUGUCUCAAAAUCUUGAGCCUAUGGAAUCUUCUGUUGUAGUUUGGUCUUCAGGUGUUGAAAUAAUUUCUCAUUUACGAUUUCUAAUAAAGGAGUAAUGUGCCAACCA